CUUGCCAGCAUGAUGUUGUGGUACCUAGUGUUGUGUGUCAGUACUGUGGUCGCUCGAAAUACCAGCGAGGGAGUGCAAGAUGACACACAAAUAUUUGACUACUACUCGAUGCCGGCUCUGUCUGAGCUGGACGAUUUCGACCUUUGUCUGAGGAAACCUGACGCGGUCUACUGCAUCGUGGACAUGGUCUUACUGGAGGACGAUACGCCUUUGUAUCAGUUCAUAAAGAACUUCUCUUCAUCACCUUAUAAGAAAUACAUGCAUUCUAAGCUGCAUCGGGGCGUUUGCGCGUCUCAAAACUGUGGCCUUAAUAUAUCUUAUGCUAACGCCUCGGAGUCUACAGCAGUAGCCCUUAAAGAAUGCUUAAAUACUUCCAUCCAUCAGGGAUAUGGUCUGCAGGUGGAGACACUCUCAGUGCGUUACUGCAAGACUAAAGCUGACAGUCUGCCAAUAGACGCCCUGGACUUGACGAUUGGAGCGAUUCUUCUGGCGCUGCUGUUGGUGAACUUGGGAUGUUCAGCAUACCACUUCUUCUGGCCUGGGGAGAAAGAUGAAGGAAAUAAAUAUAUGCUAGCUUUUUGCGUUCAAAAGAAUUGGAAAGCGUUAAAACACGGCGGGAGCGCUGAAGGCGGACUCUUCAAAUGCUUCCAAGCGUUAAGAUUUUACACCAUGGUGAUGAUUCUGGGACUGCACUCCAUGAUCUUCAUUGGUUAUGGGUACACCGCUAAUCCAGAGUUCAUUGAAGAAUCCUACGACGAUUUCUUCAAAGCCCUACUGUUCAACGCAAGAGUGAUCGUCCAAAUUUUCUUUGUGAUGGGAGGUUUCCUCAUGGCUUACAAGAUGCUAGUGUAUGCCGAAACACAUCCGUUUACAUUGAAGACUGUACCCAUGGCCCUUGUGAAUCGAUGGCUAAGACUGAUGCCAGCGGUGCUGGUGGUGAUGGGGUUGGCGAUGACGUGGGUCCCGCAUCUAGGAUCAGGACCUAUGUGGGACGCAGUGGUGAAGCGGGAAAGAGACAUGUGCCGCAGUAACUGGUGGCAACUGGUCAUAUUGAUGCCAAAUUUGUUUCCGUUUGAACAUCUAUGUCUACCUCAGGCUUGGUAUCUCGGUACAGACACACAGCUGUUCCUCGUAACGCUAGUGGUUCUGCUCAUCAUAUGGCGCUGGCCGAGGAGUGGAGUCCCAGUUCUAUCAGCCGUAAUGGUGGUCAGUCUUCUGAUACCCUUCCUGCAAAGUUACUUCAUGAACCUCCUGCCUAUACGCGUCAGCAUAUUCCCUGAAUCCAUAAGAGACAUAUUCGGAUACAACGACACGUUCUACCACGCCUACGUAUCAGCUCAAGGCAAUUGGGCUGGUUAUCAUUUAGGAGUAUUAACAGCUUACUUCUACCGCAAGGCGCAGACCAAAAAAUGGGAUCUGGGUGGUUCUAUCAUAAUGAAGCUCCUAUUCAUCGCCUCCAUACCCAUCGCCAUGGGAUCAGUUUUGAUGGGCUGGGACCUUCACCACAGAGAGGCUUCAGCCUUCGAGUCUGCCGUUUUCAAUGCCUUCAAUCAAAACUUCUUCGCUCUAGCCAUCUGUGUGUUUGUCAUCGGAUAUUUCUAUAGAUGUAACCCAAUAUACGUGGGUUCAGUGGAGUGGGGCCCCCUGCAGCCACUAGGCAGGAUGUCCUACUGCGCCAUGCUGCUUCACGCGACGAUCCUGAGGACCUACGGAGGGCAGAUGAGGAGGUCCUUCUACGCUACUGACUAUACUGCGAUUAUGCUGUACGCUGGUAUAGUCUGCUCGACGUACCUCUUCGCGCUCCCUCUGUACCUGUUCGUAGAAGCACCAGCGUGUCAAUUGCAAAAACUCCUUCUAGGACCUAAAAGGAAGACAGAGAAGCAAGACAACAAUGCUAACCACGUCAAACCUGGCAUUUCUUCUGUCUCUGUGUCUACUGUAUCUACUCAUAUUUAAUAGAAAUGGCUUUGGUGACGUAGUUGAGGAGACUGCUGAGGUAGCGGGUUCGAUUCCUGAGUAAAAGUUAUAUUAGGUUUUCCUUGUAAGUAUCAGUAGUCCGGAAUUGUUUCCGGGAAAUGAUAAGCCCAUCUUCUUUAUCAUGGGACCUAACAUAGCUGGAAAAACGUUGGUAACAUCUCUGCCUACCCCUGAAAAGAGAAAAAUGUCUAAUACUAUGAAUGUAUAUAAAACGAUAACUUUAUGAUUUAAUUAUAUAUUGUAAAGAUUACCUGAUGCAAACUGCUUAAUUUUGAAAAGAGACGGAACAUAUGUAAAGGUUCAUAGGUUCAUAAUUUGAACUAGUUUAGUUAUCAUUGGCUUUAGCCCGCGGCUCCGCUCGCGUGAAAUCUUUUUUCCGAAAAAAAAAAAUAGCUUAUAACACUCCGGAGUAAUGUAGCUUCCUAUUAGUAAUGGAAUUUUCAAAAUCAGUUCAGUAGUUCAGAUUAGUCCCUACAGACCGACAAACUCACAAACUUUUCCUCUAUAUUAGUAUAGAUGAGGCCUAAUUAGGCUAAGGCCCACCUAAAUCUAAAACUAUUACCUUAUUUUAAGUCUCAACUGAAACUGAAUUUGUAGACUACGCCGUAAAUGAAACUCCAAAUUGAAUUUCCAUUGAUUUUAAAGAGAAUUUUACGAGAAACUGCAGUUCCGCACAAAAUUAUGACGUAUUUUUAAAAACCAAAAAUGUAAUCUGCUGCUAUUAUAAUAUAACAUAGAAUAUGACUGA
This is a messenger RNA of Manduca sexta (tobacco hornworm), 2725 nucleotides long. Its product is annotated as regulator of hypoxia-inducible factor 1. Gene Ontology annotation, molecular function: acyltransferase activity, transferring groups other than amino-acyl groups. The record is from RefSeq and is a predicted model, not a curated record. NCBI's taxonomy places the organism in Eukaryota, Metazoa, Arthropoda, Insecta, Lepidoptera, Sphingidae.